Molecule: messenger RNA, 1569 nt
Organism: Eutrema salsugineum
Lineage: Eukaryota; Viridiplantae; Streptophyta; Magnoliopsida; Brassicales; Brassicaceae
Exons: 8
Coding region: 1-1569 (522 amino acids)
Source: RefSeq, a predicted model, not a curated record
AUGGGUCGACCAAAGGGAAAGAAUAGAAAAAGGAAGAAUUUAUCUGAGGAGCCAGAAUUUAUUGGGACAGUAUAUCCGGAAAGUAUGCAUGAUGGAGGAGAAGACAAUGCAGCCGGAAAUGAUCAACCUGAUGAAGUUAUGAACGAGGCUGUGCAGACGCAGAUUAAUGAUGAGACGCAGAGUCCAGAACAUAGAGUGUGCUCUCAGGAACCAGAUCUGAAUGAUGGAUUACCGAAUGUUGAUGAGGAUGCAUUCAAUGAACAUGCAUUCAUGAAUGAUGAAACGCCGGCGCCUGAAUCAGAAGGGACUACAGCUCCAAACAAGCCUAAGCGAUCUAGAGGUCCAACAAGGAUGAAAGACAUCGCAAGAGAUCCUAACAGUCGCAUAAAGGUUGAAUUCAAUAGCAUGGGAGAACCGUAUGGAUCAGGAUCGGUUAAGCUGUCAUCUUACCUUGGGCCCUUGGUGCGUGAACACGUCCCUGUCAUUAUUGAAGAUUGGAGGAAGAUUGGUGAAGAACGUAGAACAGUUCUAUGGAAAUCUGUACAGGCAAGGUUCGAAUUAGAUGAGGAGUAUCACAAGAUGGCUGUCAUCAAGCAAAUGGGUUGUAUAUGGAGGGCCUCAAAGUCGAGGCUAGUCAGCCAGAUCAAGAGUUGUAAGAAUAACGCAGAAAGAUUGAAGCUUCGCCCAAAGAAUAUUCCACCGGCAGAAUGGCGCAAAUUUGUGAAGGCUAAAACUAGUGCAGCAUUUGAGGAACUAAGUGACACAUAUAAAGAAAGAAGGCGAAACCAGAUUCCUCAUACUUGCAGUCGAAAGGGGAUGGUCAGACUGGCUGAAGAGAUGAAAAAAGAGAGCUCUGAACCGUCUGAAGUAACUAGACUACAGGUAUGGGUUAAGUCUCGAACAAAGAAGGAUGGCACUGCAGUCAAUACAAAUGCAGCCGAGAAGAUCAAAAAGGCAGCUGAACUUGUUGAAACGGUUUCUCCCUCUUCGACGUCCACAAAUCCCAAAGAAGAUCUCCUUUCUCAGCUAUUUGGGCCUGAUAAUCCCGGCCGUUUGAGAGCGAUGGGUAGAGGGAUGAGUCAAACCAAGUUAGCAUGCUUCCAGAUGAAAAGCAAAUUUAUGGAUGGUAUGAAACGAGAUCAACUAAGAUUGAUUCAGCAGGUCCAUGAUUUAGAGGAAGCACUGUCAAAAAUACGGAACCAGAAACAAAAAGCUGAAGUCGGAGAGAAUUCUGCGCCAAGAAGUGUCAACAUGAAAUUACAAAUGAAGUGUCUGUUAUUCGACUGGGCUGGAACGGAUGAAAAAGUUGGUGAAGGACGUAUUUUGUCUGAAGAGCCUGAGGAAUUUGUCAACAUUAUACCCUUAGGCCCAAACUCGUACAAAAUUUUGGUGGAAACAGCGAUUAAGCCAGAAGCUUAUCUUUGGAGACCUGCUCGCAACGUCUUUAAUAUGGAGCAAGCAGUUGGAGAGAUGAUUGCAUGGCCUCAAAAUUUUGUGGUUCCCUUUAGCAGCGGAUGUGAACCAGAAGACAUUACGCCUCUGCUCUCGGAACUUCUGCAAGCUGCUUGA